Messenger RNA from Rotaria sp. Silwood1, 927 nucleotides. Lineage: Eukaryota; Metazoa; Rotifera; Eurotatoria; Philodinida; Philodinidae. The record is from the annotation of a GenBank genome assembly.
AUGGAAUCAUGGAGUGACGAACUACUUAUUUGUAUUACUUAUCUUACGGCUUUUAUUUGUGGACGUUGUUGGUGGGGUGGAGAAAAAACAACACACGUAAAAGUACUCUUUUCCACUGAACAAAUAUCUUGCGAUUUUGUACAAGGACUUAUACGUAUAAUUAGUUAUCAACCAUUUUAUGAAGCAUAUGCUGUUUUAAGUGAAGUUUUAACUGAUGAAAAAUUAAAAGAAUUAAAAGUUACUAACAGCAUCUGCAAUUUUCUCUUUGAUAUACUUGAACAAGGAUGGUAUACUCCAUUGAAAAAAUAUAAACAAAUGCCAUUUAUAAAUUUAUUAAGAAGCUUUUCGACUCUAUCAAUGAGCAGUACUAUUCAACAAAAAGUUGCUGAUGGAUAUAAAUUAUCACUUUUUAUUGAAAUGUGUGAUAAAUAUCCAAUUGUAUAUGAUAUUAUAUGGGCGCUUUCAUUUAAUCAAGAUAUUCAACAACAACUUCGUUCUAAUUCAGCAUUUAUGUCUAAAUUAACUCAUCUAGCCAAAGAAAGUAAAAAUGACCAAAUGAAAAAAAAUAUACAUGGAAUUCUUUGGAAUCUUGAAUUAAAUCGUGAAAUUUGUUCAACAAUAGUAAUUAAAGAUGAAGAAAUAUUUGAUAUUAUGAUUAGUUAUUCACAUGAAGAAAAAGUUCUUUGUAAACAAAUCUAUGAUGAAUUGAUUAAAUAUGGUUAUCGUAUAUGGAUUGAUUUUGAUCAAAUGCAUGGAAAUGUUAUGGAUGCAAUGGCACAAGCUAUUGAACAAUCACAUAUAAUAAUUAUUUGUAUGAGUGAACAAUAUCGAAAAAGUAAUUAUUGUCGUGCUGAAGCACAUUAUGCAUUUCAACAGCAACGUAAAAUAGUUCCAAUUCUUUUACAAAAACAUUAUAAACCUGAUGGA